CAUGGCUUCGGCUGGUAGGGGAUUCGCAGGUGCUUCUUCUAGUCCAACUGGUGGAUUCGCUGGCUUAGCCUCAGGUAGUGGUGGUUUCGGCGGUGCUGCUCCAGGAGGAGGAGCUGGUGGUGGAUUUGGUGGACUUGGUUCAGGAUCGGGUGGUGGUGGAUUUGGUGGAGUUGGUUCAGGCUCGGGAGGGUUUGGAAGCUUUGCUCCUCCUAAUAGUGGAGGUUUUGCUGGAGCAUCAGGAGGUGGUGGUUUUGGGGGUUUCGCUGGCCAAGGGCAAGGCGGUGGUGGUGGGUUCUCAGGGUUUGGUGGGAACACGGGAGGAGCAGGAGGAAAGCCAUCGGAACUCUUCACACAGAUGAGAAAAUGAGACGAAAGAUGUAUUAUAUGUUAAAAUGAGAAUGGCAUGCGAGCAAAGUCUCUGAUUCACUUUAGAUCUAAUCUGGUAGCUAUUAUAUCGAGUUUGUAUGUUCAUCUACAUUAAUGAAAACGUUUGUUUGUGUACUCAAUUUCUUAGUUAUGUGAGCGGACCCUUGCAGACUAAACUCCCACGUGGCUCAUGCCUUUGGUCAUCGGCUAAUAGCCUACAUACGAGUGCGCUUUUUCAUCAUUGUGAAAACCGAUUUUAGCUUGUUUAUUGUUUUUAUAACAUGAUAACAUAGAUAUCUAUUCUUAUUUAAUCUAGAACUGAUAUACAUAUAAGAAUAUAUCACAUGUUGCAAAAAUGAUAAAAUGAUUUUGAAUUGGGGGAGUUGUGUAAACAAACUGAGCAAGGGAAAAAUAAAAGAGGGGGAAGGAGUAGAGAGAGAGAGAGAGGCAUUAUUCCAGGAAACAUUUAUUACAGUGUGUCCCCUUGGUUAUAAUUUAAUUUAAUUUUGGGCUAAAGAGAUAUUUAAUUUUCUGCGAAAAUAUAAAUGUUAUUGUUUUGCUCUUGUUCGAUUCGAUUCGAUGUGAUCCCGCGCCAACAAAGACUCUUUUCUUCUUCUACUCGUGAAAAUUCGAGAGAGAGACGAGAAAUAGAGAUAUACAGAAGAGCCGCAUUUGAAUUUACUGCUUCUGGGUCUCCUCCGAUUCCGACAAGUUUAGAAUUUUUAAUCGAAUCUUAGGUUUUGUCCCCAGAAGAAUUUGUGGGGAUGAAUUUGGGGGAAUUGAACAAGGUGUGGGAGAUAAAGGCGUUGAAGAAGAAACCGAAGGAAGAAGAAGCGAGGAAGAUUCUGGAGAAAGUGGCGAAUCAGGUUCAGCCCAUUAUGACUCGACGCAAAUGGCGUGUCAAGCUUCUCUCCGAAUUCUGCCCAACGAAUCCAAGGCUUUUGGGAGUGAAUGUUAAUAGAGGCGUUCAUGUCAAAUUGAGGCUUCGGAGGGUAAACCACGAUGGAGAUUUCUUAUCCUAUCACGAGAUCCUUGACACUAUGCUCCACGAGCUUUGCCACAAUGCUCAUGGUCCUCACAAUGCUAGUUUUUAUAAGCUUUGGGAUGAACUUCGAAAGGAAUGUGAGGAGUUGAUGUCAAAGGGUAUCACAGGGACAGGCCAGGGCUUUGAUGUUCCUGGCAAGCGCUUGGGUGGCUUUUCUCGUCAGCCUCCCCUCUCUUCUCUUCGCGUAACAGCAGCUAAAGCAGCUGAAAAGAGAGUGCGUGCGGGUAAUUUGUUACCCUCAGGACCUCAACGCCUUGGUGGUGAUAGCAGCAUUAUGUCAGAUCUUACCCCAAUCCAGGCUGCUGCAAUGGCUGCUGAAAGGCGUUUACUUGAUGACAUCUGGUGUGGUUCCCAGUCCGCAGAGGCUUUAGAAGACCAAGAGAAUUAUAGUGACGCAUGUGCGGAACCUGUUGUUUCGGUAAGGUCAGCAAAAAGAAGCAGUAGCUGCUCAAAUGCUACCAGUUCAUCAUGCCCUCCAUCUUCCUGGGGAUCAGAUGUCAUUGAUUUAACAGAGGAAGAAGCUUCUGAAAGUAGUAGAUGUAGUAAAAGAAGUUGCAACCCAGCUGGUGAUCAAGGUCCUUCGUCUUCCUCCAAAGAUGAACCAAUAUCUGGUGUUAUGAAAUCAUCAGAAACUUCACCAUCCACCAGUUGCAAUGAAAACCAAGGCAGAGAAGAAAGUGCAAUGUGGGAGUGUGCAGAAUGCACCUUAUUGAACCCGUUGUUGGCUCCAAUAUGCGAGCUAUGCACUGCGGCAAAGCCAAAGGAAAGAGAAAUGAAGAACAAAGUAUGGUCUUGCAAGUUCUGCACUCUUGAAAACGAGGUGAAUCUGGAGAAAUGCGAGGCUUGUGGUCAGUGGAGAUACUCGUAUGGACAACCAUUGUCGACUCGUGCUCCUAAUGUCGGCACUUGAGGGAGUUCCUAUUGUGUUGUACUCGAAGUGAGGUACUGGGAAUGGGUUGGUUCUCGAAGUUUAUGAGGGAGUUCAUGCUCGUUGGUGAGGUAGGCCUCGAAGUUUGUAUGUUGGUUAAUAUGACUAGUAGAUUUUCUUUAUCAUUGUCCCAGAAUGCCAGUCUCAAGUACAUGGGAAUGGGAUGGUUCUUAAGAUCUUUUGACUAAGUCCAUUAUUAAUUGUGUGCUGCCUCUUCUCUGCGUUUGGGAUGUAUCUCUUUCACUCGAAUGGAAUUUAUGGAUUUGGCACAUGGUAGACUA
Brassica rapa (field mustard) is the source of this 2620-nucleotide messenger RNA. Its product is annotated as DNA-dependent metalloprotease WSS1. Lineage: Eukaryota; Viridiplantae; Streptophyta; Magnoliopsida; Brassicales; Brassicaceae. The record is from RefSeq and is a predicted model, not a curated record. Gene Ontology annotation, molecular function: metallopeptidase activity. Gene Ontology annotation, biological process: DNA repair. Gene Ontology annotation, cellular component: nucleus.